This is a messenger RNA of Soboliphyme baturini, 219 nucleotides long. Lineage: Eukaryota; Metazoa; Nematoda; Enoplea; Dioctophymatida; Soboliphymatidae. The record is from the annotation of a GenBank genome assembly.
AUGGACCAUAAAAAACGACUGGUCUGUUAUUGCGAAGACGUUUUGCAUUUCUUGGAAUUCUGCAAGGCGGGAGAGGCAUCACUUCAGGCGAUGAACUUCUGGGGCAGAGUUGCGGUGAUCGACUUUAUUGUAGGUCUUCGGGAUCAGGCUAAUGACGUUAUGUUCAGAAAAAUCAGUUAUGUGUUGUUUGACCCGGAAGGCGGCGGUAGAAUGAGGUGA